Molecule: messenger RNA, 5078 nt
Organism: Tachyglossus aculeatus (Australian echidna)
Lineage: Eukaryota; Metazoa; Chordata; Mammalia; Monotremata; Tachyglossidae
Gene: TECPR1
Product: tectonin beta-propeller repeat containing 1
Exons: 26
Coding region: 74-3634 (1186 amino acids)
Cellular component (GO): membrane
Source: RefSeq, a predicted model, not a curated record
CGGAGGGAGACGGGGUUGGGCCGUCUAACCGCGUUGCGGCCUCGUCGCCACAUCCGCAGGCCCAGAUUCCACCAUGCCGAACUCUCAUUUGUGGGCUGUGGACAUCUUCGGGAGAGUGUACACUCUGUCUACUGCCGGGCAGUACUGGGAACUCUGCAAAGAUGCUCACCUGGAGUUUAAGCGAGUCACUGCUGUCAAGCAGUGCUGCUGGGGAAUUGCUUGUGACAAUCAGGUCUACGUGUAUGUGUACGCCAGCGACGUUCCCAUUCGGUAUCGAGAGGAAACGUACGAGAACCAGCGGUGGAAUCCAGUAGGUGGUUUCUGUGAGAAACUAAUGCCUAGCGACCGCUGGCAGUGGAGCGACGUGAGUGGUCUGAAACACCAACAGCUUGAUAGUUUGGUGCUGCCGUCUCCACAUUGGGAGUGGGAGUCUGACUGGUACGUGGAUGAAAAUUUUGGAGGGGAACCCACAGAGAAAGGGGGAUGGACAUACGCUAUGGAUUUCCCCGCAACCUACACCAGGGACAAAAAGUGGAAUUCCUGUGUGCGGCGACGGAAGUGGAUCCGAUACAGGAGAUAUAAAUCCCGGGACGCUUGGGCCAAGAUUCCUUCACAUGAUGACCCCAACCAACUGCCUGACCCCUUUAAUGACAUUUCUGUUGGAGGAUGGGAAAUCACAGAUGAUCCUGUUGGCCGGCUGUCAGUGUGGGCCGUUUCUCUGCAAGGCAAGGUGUGGUACCUUGAAGAUGUCUGUCACGCCAACCCAGAGGGCUCCUCUUGGACCAUGGUCGAAACCCCCGGUGAAGCUGUGCAGAUCAGCUGUGGGCCUUAUGAUCUCCUAUGGGCGACUCUCUGGGAAGGGCAGGCAAUUGUGAGGGAAGGAAUCGAUAGGAAUAACUCUAAAGGAAGCGCUUGGUCAGUAGUGGAACCUCCCAUGUCUGAAAAUGGCAUCAUGCAUGUCUCCGUUGGAGUCAACGUAGUCUGGGCAGUCACCAAAGACCGGAAAGUAUGGUUUAGAAGAGGUGUCAACUCACACAAUCCCUGUGGUACCAGUUGGAUUGAGAUGGUGGGAGAAAUGAUGAUGGUAAACGUAGGGUUAAAUGACCAGGUCUGGGGAAUUGGAUGUGAUGAUCGAGCAGUUUAUUUCCGGCAAGGCAUCACACCGAGUGAACUCAGCGGGAAAACGUGGAAGGCAAUCGUAGCUAACCGAGAGAAUGACCGAUCGCAAACUGGGAGUUCCUCGAGCCUUCUUAGUGCCGGCUGCUUCUUCGGUGAUGAAGUCAGAGGGAAUGGUGACUCCUUUAUCCCAAGUGACACCGACACUUCCUCUGAAGCUGAGAAGUUGGGCCCCCCAGUCCCUGUCCCUGCCAGUUGUCUCCCAGAGACAACGCCCGGCGAUCUGGGGAGAGAUCCCGGAUUCACUUCCGAUUCCGGAUGGGAAAAGACCACAGGGAGCGAGUCAAAUGGGGUGGAGCCUGGAAGUGGGUCUAGGCCCGACCCCGCUGAGCUCCCUUGGACCAACAUUGACUUGAAGGAGGCCCAGAAGAACAGCGCACUGUCUGCCAGCUGCUUGGCAGAGACUUCCAGCCUUUCCUCCUUGGGGCUCUUCCCUCUAGGCCUGGAGGAGCACUACGGCGCUGAUGAGCAUCCACUGUGGGCUUGGGUGUCAGGCGGAGGCUGCGUGGUAGAGACCCACAUGGCCCUGAAGUGGUUCGCCAUCCAGUCAGGCCUGUCUCCCUCAGUGCAGACACUUUCUUUGUCCAUCACUCCAGCCCAGACGGCUGCAUGGCGGAAACAGAUUUUUCAGCAGCUCAGUGAACGAACCAAACGAGAAUUGGAGAAUUUUAGACACUAUGAACAGGCUGUCGAGCAGUCGGUGUGGGUGAAGACGGGAUCCCUGCAGUGGUGGGCUGACUGGAAGCCCCACAAGUGGAUUGAUGUUCGGGUGGCACUGGAGCAGUUCUCAGGGAAUGAUGGGAUGCGGGACAGCAUCCUCUUCAUCUACUACAUGUUUCACGAGGAGAAGAAGUACAUCCAUGUGUUUCUGAAUGAAGUGACUGUCCUGGUCCCUGUACUGAAUGAGGCCAAACACUCCUUCGCUGUGUACACCCCCGAGAAGACAAAGCAGAGGUGGCCUAUCCGCCUCGCUGCCGCGACUGAACAGGAAAUGUACGAUUGGCUUACCCUGCUCGGCGUCUGCUGCUGCGAGAGCCGCAGGCUCCAGGGCCCCCCCUCCCACCAGUCCAUGUGGUCAGUCACCUGUAAAGGAGACAUCUUCGUGAGCGAGCCAAACUCAGACCUGGAGGCUGCCACGAACCCCCUGCCGUGUGACCAAAUGUUUUGGCGUCAGAUUGGGGGUCACCUCCGUGUGGUGGAGUGUAAUAGCCACGGGGUAGUGUGGGGAAUUGGCUAUGACCGCACCGCCUGGGUUUACACUGGUGGAUAUGGAGGAGGUUUUCAUCAAGGAUUGACCACUACCACCAGUAAUAUUUACACGCAGUCCGAUGUGAAAUGCGUCUACAUCUAUGAAAACCAGCGGUGGAACCCAGUCACCGGCUACACCAGCAGAGGUCUGCCCACCGACCGCUACAUGUGGAGCGACGGGACUGGCUUGCAGGAAUGCACCAAAGCCAGCACCAAGCCACCGUCUCUACACUGGACCUGGGUUUCCGACUGGUAUAUAGAUUUCAACAUUUCUGGAGGAACAGACCGGGAAGGGUGGCAGUAUGCGAGUGACUUCCCGGCGUCCUACCAUGGUCACAAAACUAUGAAGGAUUUUGUGAGGCGAAGACGCUGGGCGAGAAAAUGUAAGCUGGUCACCACUGGACCCUGGUUGGAAGUUGCCCCUAUAUCGCUCAGGGACGUCUCCAUCAUUCCAGCCUACGACGAGAGCAGUAAUGGUCCCGUUGCCCUCUGGGCCAUCAGCGACAAGGGGGACGUCCUCUGCAGGCUGGGUGUCACCAGGCUCAACCCGGCCGGUUCUUCCUGGCUGCACGUCGGCACCGACCAGCCCUUCGUUUCCGUCAGCCUGGGAUCCUUCCAUCAGGUGUGGGCCGUGGCUAGAGACGGCUCGGCCUUCUACCGGGGCUCCGUGUCCCCUAAGCAACCUGCCGGUGAUUGUUGGUACCACAUUCCAUCUCCCCAUAAACAGAAAUUAAAGCAGGUGUCAGUAGGACAGACGUCAGUGUGUGCCGUAGAUGAAAAUGGAAACUUAUGGUACCGCCAGGGAAUCACUCCCAGUUACCCCCAGGGCUCCAGCUGGGACCACGUCUCCAAUAACGUCCGCAAAGUUUCCGUGGGGCCCAUGGACCAGGUCUGGGUCAUCGCCAACAAAGUUCAAGGGAGCCACAGCCUCAGCUGCGGGACCGUCUGCCACCGGAUAGGAGUGCAGCCCCGGGAGCCCAAAGGACACGGCUGGGACUACGGGAUUGGGGGAGGAUGGGACCACAUUUCAGUCCGUGCCAAUGUGACUGAAGCCCUGAAGGCGGUAUCACAAGAGACAAGUGAAACGCAGCCUCCAGCGACAAGAGACCUGGAAGAGGGCGAGGGAGGAGGAGACAGCAACCCGUUCACCAAGUCGAUGCUGGUCAUGAACACCGUGCAGGAGAUGAACAGCAGAGCUGUGAGCUGCUAAGCCGAGGCUCUUCCCAUGCUGUUCCAGCCUCUCUUGAGCCAUUUCAGAGCUGGCUGCCAAGGACUCCUAAAUUGGGAUCAUCCGACUUUUCCAUCAGCCAGAGCAGCAUUGCCCCCUCAAUCCCCUGAAUGUCAGGAGGCUCAGUCCUCUUGCCAGUCUCUUGUCUCCUAUGGCACUGGUUGUCUCCUCAUAAGAAGGAAAAUGGAAAACAUUUGCGGAUGAACACAGAGAUAUUGCUGUUGGGACUGUGUUCUCUUCUAGGCUGAGGAUUGGGUAAGUUCAGAUACCUGGAGGUAUGUGUAAGUCAAGGACGUGUGAACUGAAAUGUAAUGGAACUUAAAUCCACUGUUCAGAAAAUGGCAAAAUCAAUUUCUCCGGAUCGAUUCCUCAAGUCUUCUAGUUGAGGAAAAGAUUACUGUAUUUGGAAGAUAUUGCUUGGGCCGAAAGCCAAAUGCAAAAAAAUUGAGCAUUUCCAAGUUGCUUGGGCUGACAUUGUGAAACAUGUGAAUGUUUAGACCAAAAUAAUAAGAAAAUAGAAGGAAUAACAUGCUAGUCCUAAAAAUGUGGUUUUUUGUCUAAUUAUUAUUUCUGUGACCUCAGGGUGCAGGAACCUGAUCUCAAGAGAGUACUCUCCCGUUCAAAAAAUAAUCACAGCCCUUAUUCUAUUGGGUGAAAAAAUAGGUUUUGUUCAUUUGUUUCAGAAACUUUACUUUUAUCCUGGUUUCUUCUGUUUCAGAGGAGCAAAGAAAAAGGAUCAUAUGUCAUUUGAACACUAGAUUGUCAUUUAUGCUGUUUGUGCAGUCUUUAGUUUUUUUACAAGUAGUGGACAUAUUUCUGUAUGUGAUUGAAAAAGGAAAUUUAGUCUUAAUUUAAUUACAAUUCUAGUUAUUUUAAGAGUAACUCACUUGUUAUAAACUUGAAUCUGGGACUCUCAGCCUCACAGGGAAUCUUUUCAGAGAAUUGUUAGAAUAUGAUAGAUGUCUAAAUUCUACUCCACUGUAUUGUGUUUUGUAAGUUUUCUAUAAGUACCUCAUAGCUUCGUCUACUGCAGUAUAUCUGAAGAGUUCAAGCAAAUGUUUUUCUGUAUGUAUUGUGUUUUUGACACCAUGGUAGCGUACUGUCUGGAUGUACAGAUGUAAAACUCUUCAAAAUGAUGCUUAGAAAAUUUAAAAUGUGAUGAUUUCCUGUUUACAUGUUCCAUUUCAAGCUUUGUUUCUAGAGGGCAUUAAGGUUUAUAUUUCCUGUAAUUUAGUGGCCAGUUAUUCCAGAAAGCAUUUCAUGGAAGUGAUUUUUCCACAUAAACUCCUUUACUAGAUUUUCUCUCUGUCCUCUCAAAAGGUGAAAACAGGUCCCUUUUGAGAACCAAAUGUUUACAUGCUCAGUACUAACUGGAUUCUCACAGAUGUGAGAUUCUUUGAUCCAAUAAAACGUGCACCAGAACAGC